Messenger RNA from Saimiri boliviensis boliviensis (Bolivian squirrel monkey), 5528 nucleotides. RefSeq names its product pleckstrin homology domain containing A7 (gene PLEKHA7). The record is from RefSeq and is a predicted model, not a curated record. Gene Ontology annotation, molecular function: protein binding. Gene Ontology annotation, cellular component: zonula adherens; pore complex. NCBI's taxonomy places the organism in Eukaryota, Metazoa, Chordata, Mammalia, Primates, Cebidae. Gene Ontology annotation, biological process: zonula adherens maintenance; cell-cell adhesion mediated by cadherin; epithelial cell-cell adhesion.
GCUCGGCGAACAUGGCGGCGGCGGCGGUCGGGCGGGACACUUUACCUGAGCACUGGUCCUACGGCGUGUGCCGGGACGGCCGCGUCUUCUUCAUCAACGACCAGCUCUGCCGCACGACCUGGCUGCACCCGCGCACCGGGGAGCCCGUCAACUCCGGCCACAUGAUCCGCUCAGACCUGCCCCGCGGCUGGGAGGAGGGCUUCACAGAGGAGGGCGCCAGCUACUUCAUCGACCAUAACCAGCAGACUACAGCAUUCAGGCAUCCUGUGACGGGGCAGUUUUCUCCAGAAAAUAGUGAAUUCAUUCUUCAAGAAGAGCCGAAUCCACGUAUGUCGAAGCAGGACAGAAACCAAAGACCAUCCAGCAUGGUCAGUGAAACAUCCACAGCUGGGACCGCCUCCACCCUGGAGGCCAAGCCUGGACCCAAGAUCAUAAAGUCCAGCAAUAAAGUCCACAGCUUUGGGAAGAGAGACCAGGCCAUUCGGAGGAACCCCAACGUUCCUGUGGUGGUAAGGGGCUGGCUGCACAAGCAGGACAGUUCUGGGAUGAGGCUGUGGAAAAGGAGGUGGUUUGUGCUUGCUGAUUACUGCUUAUUUUACUAUAAAGACAGCCGAGAAGAAGCAGUCCUUGGGAGCAUUCCCUUGCCCAGCUACGUGAUCUCGCCUGUGGCCCCUGAGGAUCGCAUAAGCCGCAAAUACUGCUUUAAGGCUGUGCACACGGGGAUGCGAGCGCUCAUCUAUAACAGCUCCACAGCAGGCUCUCAGGCCGAGCAGUCGAGCAUGAGGACCUACUACUUCAGUGCCGACACCCAGGAGGACAUGAAUGCUUGGGUCAGAGCCAUGAACCAGGCUGCACAGGUGCUGUCUCGAUCAUCACUGAAGAGGGACAUGGAGAAGGCGGAGCGGCAGGCUGUCCCCCAGGCCAACCACACAGAGUCCUGUCAUGAGUGUGGCCGGGUGGGACCCGGACAUACGAGAGAUUGUCUUCAUCGUGGCCAUGACGACUUUGUCAACUUCGAGAGGCAAGAGCAGGAGGAAGAGCGGUACCGUUCCCAGAGGGACCCACUGGAGGGCAAGCGGGACCGGAGCAAGGCCAGGUCUCCAUACUCGCCAGCCGAGGAGGAUGCCUUGUUCGUGGAUUUACCCGGUGGCCCAAGAGGCCAGCAGGCACAGCCCCAGCGGGCAGAAAAGAAUGGCAUGCUGCCUGCCUCAUAUUGCCCAGGAGAGCAGAACGGGACUGGUGGGUACCAGCGGGUCUUUCCUCCCAGGACCAACCCUGAAAAGCACAGCCAAAGGAAGAGCAACCUGGCCCAGGUGGAGCAGUGGGCAAGGGCCCAGAAGGGGGACAGCAGGAGCCUUCCCUUGGACCAGACACUUCCUCGCCAGGGUCCUGGCCAAUCCCUGUCCUUCCCAGAAAACUACCAGACUCUUCCCAAGAGCACCCGACACCCAUCAGGGGGCUCCUCACCGCCUCCCCGAAACCUGCCAAGUGACUACAAGUACGCGCAGGAUCGAGCCAGCCACCUGAAGAUGUCGAGUGAAGAGCGCCGGGCGCACCGGGAUGGCACUGUGUGGCAGCUCUAUGAGUGGCAGCAGCGCCAGCAAUUCCGGCAUGGCAGCCCCACGGCGCCCAUCUGCCUCGGCUCCCCAGAGUUCACCGACCAGGGCCGGAGCAGGAGCAUGCUGGAGGUGCCCCGCUCCAUCUCUGUGCCUCCAUCUCCCUCAGACAUCCCUCCCCCGGGACCCCCGAGGGUCUUCCCACCCCGGCGGCCACACACACCAGCAGAGAGGGUCACAGUGAAGCCACCGGACCAGAGGAGGAGUGUGGACAUCUCACUGGGGGAUUCUCCCAGGAAGGCACGGGGCCACGCUGUCAAGAACUCAUCUCACGUGGACCGACGCUCCAUGCCCUCCAUGGGUUACAUGACCCACACGGUCAGCGCUCCCAGUUUACAUGGAAAAUCGGCUGAUGAUACCUACCUCCAGCUGAAGAAAGACCUGGAGUACCUGGAUCUAAAGAUGACAGGCCGGGACCUUCUUAAGGAUCGAAGUCUGAAGCCUGUGAAGAUCGCGGAGAGCGACAUUGAUGUCAAACUGAGCAUUUUCUGCGAACAAGACAGGAUCCUCCAGGACUUAGAAGACAAGAUACGAGCCCUUAAGGAGAACAAAGACCAGCUAGAAUCUGUGCUGGAGGUACUGCACAGACAGAUGGAGCAGUACCGAGACCAGCCCCAGCACUUGGAGAAGAUUGCCUGCCAGCAGAAGUUGCUGCAGGAGGACCUGGUUCAUAUCCGAGCUGAGCUCUCCAGAGAGUCCACUGAGAUGGAAAAUGCUUGGAACGAAUACCUGAAGUUGGAGAAUGAUGUGGAACAGCUGAAGCAGACCCUGCAGGAGCAACACAGAAGAGCCUUUUUUUUCCAGGAGAAAUCGCAGAUACAGAAGGAUCUAUGGAGAAUUGAAGAUGUCAUUGCAGGCCUGAGUGCAAAUAAAGAGAACUUCAGAAUCCUUGUGGAGUCGGUCAAAAAUCCAGAGAGAAAAACAGUGCCUUUGUUUCCUCACCCGCCUGUGCCUUCACUCUCAACUUCCGAGGGCAAGCCGCCCCCACAGCCCAGUCCUCCCAGCAGCCCUGUGCGGACCCCUCUGGAGGUUCGACUCUUCCCCCAGCUGCAAACCUACGUGCCGUACCGACCUCACCCACCCCAGCUGAGGAAAGUGACAUCCCCUCUUCAGUCACCAACUAAGACGAAGCCCAGAGUUCAGGAAGAUGAAGCACCUCCCAGGCCCCCACUUCCUGAGCUCUACAGCCCAGAGGACCAGCCCCCAGCCGUGCCACCUCUCCCCAGAGAGGCCACCAUCAUCCGGCACACCUCUGUGCGGGGCCUCAAGCGGCAGUCAGACGAGAGGAAGCGAGACCGGGAGCUGGGGCAGUGUGUGAACGGGGACUCCAGAGUGGAGCUGCGGUCGUACGUCAGUGAGCCUGAGCUGGCAACCCUCAGCGGGGACAUGGCCCAACCCUCCCUGGGACUUGUGGGCUCUGAUAGCGGGUACCAGACGCUGCCAGGCAGAGGGCUCUCAGGGUCCACGUCAAGACUCCAGCAGUCGUCCACCAUUGCUCCCUAUGUCACACUCCGGAGGGGUCUCAAUGCGGAAAGCAGCAAGGCGACCUUUCCUAGACCCAAGAGUGCCUUGGAGCGCCUGUACUCAGGAGACCACCAGCGGGGCAAGAUGAGCGCGGAGGAGCAACUGGAGCGCAUGAAGCGACACCAGAAGGCCCUGGUCCGCGAGCGCAAGAGGACGCUGGGCCAAGCGGAGAGGACAGGCCUGCCCUCAUCUCGCUACCUCAGCCGGCCGCUCCCGGGAGAUCUUGGCUCAUGGAAGCGUGAGCAGGACUUUGACCUGCAGUUGCUGGAACGGGUCGUGCAAGGGGAAAGAAAGGACAAGGAGGAGAAUGGCUGGUUGAAAGUGCAGGCCAUGCCUGUCACUGAGUUGGAUCUGGAGCCUCAAGACUAUGACUUGGACAUCAGCAGAGAGCUGUCCAAACCAGAGAAGGUAUCAAUCCCUGAGCGUUACGUGGAGCUAGAUCCCGAAGAGCCACCCAGCCUUGAGGAGCUGCAGGCGCGGUACCGCAAAGCCGAGAAGAUCCGCAACAUCCUUGCCCGGUCAAGCAUGUGCAACCUGCAGCCGACCUCAGGCCAGGACCGGAACAGUGUGGCCGACCUGGACUUGAAGCUGCAGGAGCAGGAGCGCAUCAUCAACAUCUCCUAUGCCCUGGCCUCCGAGGCCUCCCAGCGCAGCAAGCAGGUGGCAGCCCAGGCAGUGACUGACCCGUGACCCAGUAUACAGAGAAGCCUGGAGCCAGGGGCCCAGUGGAACCAGCUUCCUCCAAGGAGAUCAACCUUUCUUCCCCCAAGGAAACUGCCUCCGGCUGGGCAGGGAAAUCUGGCUGGAGGAAGGAGCAGCUUACUGACUUCGGGUGUUCACCACAGGCGAGGCCCUGACACGCACCCACUAGUUUAGCUCAGACUCCUCUCUACAUAUGAAUAGCAAAGGCACUUUUGAUACACACUGUAAAAUACACUGUAUUUUAAAAUUGGAAUCUAUUUUCUAAUGUUCACCUCAAGGGCUGAGUGGCAGGGAGGGUGAGGAUGCAGGACUUUGCAGCUGCACCUACAGAUUCAGGUACUUUUGGGUGACAGGUGUAGGUGGGGGAAAGGGCAGGGCAAGCAGAGGACAGUUCAACUUCGAACGACCUCAGGAGAAAGUGGGAUUUGAAGAGGCAUUCCCAGUGGAUUCCAGCGUCAGGAUGGUUGGCGUGCUGUCUAGGAGAAGAAGGGCCCUUGGCUGCAGAGCUCAGCUGUCCCUGACCUGAUGACCAGCUCUGUGUGAAACUCCACCAGGAUGGCACCUAGAGCCCAAGUCUGCAUCUUGGCCCUUGGGUUUGGCUUAGGGGCAACAGUGUGUUCAAAAGCACUGGGGCCCACAACCUGCCCACAGGCUUCCCUCAGCAAAGGGCUCUUGUCAGAAAGGAAAAAGCAGUUUGCUUUCAUUGUUUUUUGAGACGGAGUUUUACUGUUGUUGCCCAGGCUGGAAUACAAUGGUGCUAUCUCAGCUCACCAAAACCUCUGCCUCCUGGGUUCAAGCAUUCUCCUGCCUCAGCCUGCUGAAUAGCUGGGAUUACAGGCAUGUGCCACCACGCCCAACUAAUUUUGUAUUUUUAGUAGAGACGGGGGUUUUCCAUGUUGGUCAGGUUGGUCUUGAACUCUUGACCUCAGGUGAUCUACCUGCCUCAGCCUCUCGAAGUGCUGGAAUUACAGGUAGGAGCCACCGCACCCAGCCUGCUUUCAUUUUUAACAGUACACACUGAAGUACAGAAAAGGUGAGAGGAAGCAACUUUCAUUGUAUCAUAGCAAUAAACUCCACACUGGGUGACAUCUACCUAGAAAUCUCUUCCCUCCAACCAGGCCAUGUUGGGAACCUUCCCUGCCUGCCCUUGGAAAACCCCAGUUGGCUUCCCUAGGACUCAGGUCUGGUGGCAGGAAGGCAGCAGUGUGCCCCCACCAUCUCUGAUGGCCUGCUGCUGGCAGGGCCAUAAUGGCAGGACUUGACUUCCAGCCGCACAUGAGGAGGGGGGGCUACCAAGCCAGGUACAGUGCUUGUGGCCCUUUAUUUAAGUUGUGUUCUUAUAUUAUUCUGCAAAUAGAAAAUGAUGUUUAAAUGGAAAAACAACAACAACAACAAAAACCUCCGUUGGGUGGAGCCACACUUUAAAUGAAAAUUUCUCUUUGACUAUGCUCAGAAAAAAAAAAAAUAGAAUUUUGAAUAUAUUUAGCAGUUGCCGUCUAUUUUUAACUAACUCCAUAUGCUGCCAGUAUCGACUUCAUGACAUUUGCCAAAUAAAAUUUUAUUUUUGCCUUUAUAAGAUUUUCUUGGAAAAAAAAUGAAUCAAAUAUUUUGCAAGAAAAAGUUAAUUUAAAAAUGUAAUGGUUUGCAAAAAAAAAAUGUGAUGUACAGAUUAAAAUAUUAACCUGA